Molecule: messenger RNA, 2534 nt
Organism: Symsagittifera roscoffensis
Lineage: Eukaryota; Metazoa; Xenacoelomorpha; Acoela; Convolutidae
Product: pre-B-cell leukemia transcription factor 1-like
Exons: 8
Coding region: 3-1550 (515 amino acids)
Biological process (GO): embryonic organ development; regulation of transcription by RNA polymerase II; animal organ morphogenesis
Cellular component (GO): nucleus
Molecular function (GO): RNA polymerase II cis-regulatory region sequence-specific DNA binding; DNA-binding transcription factor activity, RNA polymerase II-specific
Source: RefSeq, a predicted model, not a curated record
AUAUGAUACUAGGCAACGCGUACGAUAAUCCUCAAAAUAUGGAUGAUCAACACAGAUUCGCACUUGCCUUUCUUCAACAGCAGCAGCAACAACAGAUGAAUGCUGCUGCAAUGCACUCCGGUGUGGACCCCUCGGGGGUCAACAUGCACGGGGGUGUUUCUGUCUCUGGAGCGUCCGGAGGGUGGGGGCAUCUUGCACACCAGGGGGUUCCCACUUCAGUAGGGCUUGGCGACGGAUCCGGUCAAGAUCUAGGCCUAGGUUCUCUGGGAAAUAACUCAGGAAUGUUGACGGAAGAAACUAGAAAGCGACAGUUGCAAGAAAUCUUACAGCAGAUUAUGACGAUAACCGAACAGUCUCUUGACGCUGCACAGGCAAGGAAGCAGACGUUGAAUAUCCAUAGGAUGCGCCCUGCGCUCUUCAGUGUCCUCUGUGAGAUCAAAGAAAAAACGGGAACCUUUCUCAACAUGCGUAAUCAGAAUGAUGAUGACGCACCGGACCCGCAAAUAGUGCGUCUGGAUAACAUGUUGGCGGCCGAGGGAGUUUCAGGGGAUGGUAAAUCACCCACUGGCAGCUCUACAACCGGGGGAGCAGGACAACCAGAUAACACUAUAGAACACUCCGACUACAAGGCGAAGCUGGGGCAAAUUCGAGAGAUUUACCAUACGGAGAUGCGGAAGUACCACAUUGCAUGUAACGAGUUCACCUCACACGUUAUGAACCUGUUGCGGGAACAGAGUCGCACCAGACCCAUCUCGCCCAAAGAGAUCGACCGGAUGGUGGCCAUCAUCCAGAAGAAGUUCAAUGCCAUCCAGAUGCAGCUGAAACAGAGCACCUGCGAAGCUGUCAUGAUCCUUCGAUCCCGCUUCCUAGAUGCAAGACGGAAGAGGAGGAACUUCAGCAAGCAGGCGAGUGAGAUCUUGAACGAGUACUUCUACUCCCAUCUCAACAAUCCCUAUCCCUCCGAGGAGGUAAAAGAGGAACUGGCCAAAAAGUGUGGACUCUCAGUAUCACAGAUAUCUAAUUGGUUCGGGAACAAAAGAAUCAGAUACAAGAAGAAUAUCGACAACCCGGGUAGCUACAACCCACAAGACAUUUUGGUACCUCCUGGUAGCACUCCUGGAGCCAUGCCGAGCAGUGGUUCCUCGGCUUCUAUCAAUGGGCCCCCAAGUGGAGGUGCAUCGAGUUCGGCUGGAGGCCCGACAGGUGGUGCCAGUGGCUAUUCCGAUGCGGACCAGUUCUCCAGUGGUCAGCUGACGCCCGUGGGAAGCGAAGAGAAUGCAGCUGCUGCAGCAGCCAUGGCUCAGCAGCAGCAACAGUCGGACGGACACCCUCUGUUCCAAUAUCCUCACUCGUCGGAGAGUUCUAUGGGUGUCAGUUCCUCGUCGACAGGAGGUGGUGCCUCGAUUAGCUCCCUCUUUGACGACUCUGCCUUGGCCAGCUGGGGAGCAUCUGCGCAUGCCCAUCACAGUGCAGCAGCGGCAGCUGCCUCGGCCGCCAAUGCUGCCGCAGUUCAAGACGCCAUUGCACGCUCCUCCGUGAACAACUUCUAGUUUUCUUCUAACAACAAACGCCAUAAUGCUCAGAACUCAACUAUGCAGCUUUGAAAGCAAAUCAGAUCUCCGAUGCACAAUUUAUGAAAGAACGCGAUUGUGAUGCGUAGAAGUAUAGUGAUCCUUUGAGGGGUCAUUUUUGUGUCUAUUUGGUAGAAGAAAAUAGCGCAUCAUAGUAUGGAGCAAUCUUUUGGAGAGAUUUAUGCUCAAGUUAUUUUUUCGGUUGCCUGAAUUUAAUUAUUAAGUUAUCCAGUGAAGUUUUGUUGUUGAAAAAUGUUUGAUAACAGUUUCAAAAGUAAUUGAAUCAUUAUCGUGGAAUUAAAGCAAAUAUUUACGCCGACUGAAGUUUUUACAGCUAGUAGUUGAAUUAUAUGCUUUUGAUACAAAUAUGAAACAGUGAUUAAAUCAUACCAUUGUGCCAUAUACAUAAAAAAAAUUUUUUUUUAAAUUUAUUAACACUGGUUACCUUAGUUCGGUUGAGGCUAAUAUAAUUCUGAGCUUGCAUUGCUACAAAAAAUCAAAAUCAUUGGCUCACGUUAUCUACAAUAAUUGUCUUCUCUCUUGUUAUCCCUUGGUUAAUAUUUCUCCUUAUCGCUGACCUGGUAUAUUGUUGAUUAUCUUCAACAGUUUGAUUAAUAACUUCAAAAUUGCACUCAUUUAGCAUGGACUAAUUUAGUUAUGUUUAUGUGAACUUAAUAUUAAUAGUUUACCCAAUCAGUGGUCUGAACAGGGUUUUGUCGAUUUGAUCAUUAGAAAAAUUUAAUUUUUUCAUUUUUGUAAAUUUGAAGCCAAAUUUUAAACCUCCAACGUUUCCCUCCGUGCAGUCUUAACUUUAGACUUUUCUAAAAUAAUAUCUAUUAGUUAUACCUAAUCGUUUUAAUAUUUCUCAUUGUUGCACAUCAAUGUACUACAUUCUCCUUGUUGUAUUUACUCAUAAAUUAUAAAGUACAAAUAUACUAUUUGUAAUAAAUUCUUGGAUAUGAA